Cavenderia fasciculata is the source of this 1317-nucleotide messenger RNA. RefSeq lists its product as uncharacterized. The transcript has a single exon. Lineage: Eukaryota; Evosea; Eumycetozoa; Acytosteliales; Cavenderiaceae. Gene Ontology annotation, biological process: sexual reproduction. The record is from RefSeq and is a predicted model, not a curated record. Bases 1 to 1317 code for a protein of 438 amino acids.
AUGGGCGCAACCCCAAAUGCUCCAUAUAUUGGUGCAAUAGAAUCUGAAAAAAUGUAUAAAUGUUUCAGUCAAGCAUUGAAUAUCAAAGACUACCCUAACUUUAGAUUUUGGCAGGUUAUCUCAUUCAACAACAAAGAUGGUAGUUUUACAAGAAAUAAUGGCCCUUUCAAAGGGACACUAUCUCCAUUGUAUUAUUAUAAUGAUACUUCAAAUGUCACACCAUCAAAUAAUAUUCUAUAUAAUAUUUAUGGUGAGACGAUUUCAUCCAACAUUGAAAAUGUUAACUAUUACACACCAUUGAUUACAUUUAAUAUAACUGACGAACCGAUCAUUGACAAUAUUACUCGUAUUAUACCUGGAAAAGCAUCACAGGCUACGAUCAAUGGUAAUCAUUUUGGAAAAGAUAGUUCAUAUGUUUUGAUAAGCAUUCAAUCAAAACAAUGCAAGUCACCAAGUUUCAUUGGAGAAAACUAUCAACAAAUUACUUCCUCAUUGGAUAGUGUUGAACCUUAUUCAACCGAUCUAAAUUAUACUGUUAAAAUUGGAGUUGGUGAAAUGCUUACAACCAAAGUUGUAUCUCUUGCGAAAGAGUGUCUUAACAAUUGCUCGGCACAUGGAAUUUGCAAUGCCACGUUUGGGACAUGCAAAUGUAACAGUGGUCAUGAACCCCUAUUGGAUUGCUCAGCAUUGGUUAAUCGCAGUCAAUUACUAAACACAACCGUUUGGGAUAACGGAGUGUCGCUUCUAUCCACCGAUCAAACUAUUACUGGUAUUGUUGUCAAUUUUACGACUGGAAUUCAAUUCAUUCGUGAAAUCAAUCAUGACCAAUCAAUAAUUAAAACAAUAUCAAUGGAUAAUCUCGUGUGGACGCAAGGGGAGGAGAAGACAUCUGCCAGUGAAUCGGUAUUUAAUGCAAGAAUGUUCAAUCAACGCACACUAUUACAAGUCACAGUUGGUCAAUACCAAGACACCAACACCACUUCAUUUCUUGGAGAGGAUAUUCAAGUAUCACCAAAUUCAGUCAAAUAUCGAAUCAAAAUCAUUAAUUGGGUAUGGUCAUCACCAAUCAACACAUUGCAGGUGAUAUUCCAUACACAAUCAGAUUCAGUAGAAUUUGACAAGUGUGGUAAGCUAAAAGUUAGAAGGGAUAUAUCUCGUGGUGAUCAGAUUAUAUGGACCAGAGUUCAAGUUGGACGACCACUUUUAAACUGUAAAAUUGCAAGUAGAAUGGUUAUAGACAACUCGACAAUCAUUCCAUCCAAAGUAACACUUCUCACAAACGAUGAUCCAGUCUCUCAACAAAUUUGGAAAAGUUGA